CUUCACUGAUUUAUAUUUGUCCAAACUUUAAAAUACUCUCUCUCACACACACACAGUUUGAACUCUGCUUUCUCUCUCUAGAAGGUUGAACUCCACACGAAUUUCUUCUUCAAUCUCUCUCUAGAAAGCGGUAAACCCUAAAUUGCUGCUUUAGAUAUGAGUUUUUAUCUUCAAUUGCUUUAGAUUUGAGUUCAUUUUGGUUCAAAUGUUUGUGAAUUUACUCUUUUUUUGGUUAAAAUUCCAAGUUUAUAGCUGAAAAAUGAGUUAGAAAAAAGAAGAAACUUAAUUUUUAAUGAAAUUUGGAAUUUUUUUUUUUUUUUGGUUCAAUUGCUUUCCGAAAUUUAAAAAGUAGUUCAAAUGUUUGUGAAAUUUACUCUCUCCGAUCCUCUUUUUGCUAUUUUUCUCUCUCUUUUUUUUUUUUUUUUUUUUGAUUCUGUAAUUUCUACUGUAAAAUGAGUAAGAAAAAAAAAGGAAUUAACUAUUUAGUUAAUUUUGGUUAAUUUCUACAAUGUGUUUGUAACAGUGACUACAAUGUGUUUGUAAAAAUUUGUGUGUGAAAUUUACUCUCUCCGAUCCUCUUUUUGCUAUGAGAUCAAAUACUUGUUAUUUUGUUGUGGUAAUUGAUAAGUAGAAAAAUUGUCUACAAUGUGUUUGUAAAAAUUCUAAACUGAACUCUAUUUUGGUUAGCAUAAUGUAUUUUUAGGAAUCCGCGACUUUUGUAGCGUAAAAAAAAAAAAGGUUGAACCAAACUAGUGCAAAAAAAAAAAAAAAUUACUAAGUUUCACGCACUAAAUUAGUGCGUGAAAGGACCAAAUUGCACAAAUGCAACUUGGGCCUUUCACGCACUAAUUUCGUGCGUGAAAGGACCAAAUUGCAAAAAUGCAACUUGGGUCUUUCACGCACGAAUUUAGUGCGUGAAGGAGGGCAACAAAAAGCCGCCCCCUCCUUCCCCACCACAGACCCGACAAUGACGUCCCCACCCGCCAUUAACGGCGAUUUCAGGUGGUCCCCAACCCCCAAAACGCUAUUUUCUUGUUGUUUUUCAAUCCAAAACUCAAUAUUCUUGGUAUAUUGAAGUGUAGGAACAAGUUUCUAAGGUUAGAUUUUGGAAUAGAGCGGCGCGGAGGUCAUUUUGAAAACUCAAAAAAACCUUCAGUCUAGAUGGAUCACCACCCUCUUGAUCCGGGGCCCUUCGACCCAGAGUUACUGUAUCUUCAGCCCGAGCAUAGGUCGCAACAUAUAUGGACAUCCGACCUGCAGCUUGAGUCUCAGGUCCGUACCCGGUUAGGGGACUCAGCAUGGAAGAUCUUAGCUGCUCGCCCCCCACAUCCUCGUGUCCUGGAUAUACUACGUCGGGGCGGUAUCUAUCGGUGCGUCGAAGUUGGUCGAGUACAACACGAUAGGUCGCUAGUGACGGCAUUGAUUGAGAGGUGGCGACCGGAGACGCACACAUUUCAUCUCCGCACCGGUGAGGCUACCAUUACCCUUCAGGAUGUGGAGGUCAUUUAUGGGCUACAGGUUGAUGGACGCCCAUUGUAUAUUGAAGAGCCUCAUGUGCUGCCGCCUUACCGGGAUGAGUUGACUAGGCUCACCGGUUUCGCGGCUCUGGAUGGUCACAUUUCCGGCCAGAGUCGGCUUUUGUUGUCGGCCCUUUACGCUCACUUGCGCCUCACAGACAUGCAGCAUCCGAUUGGAGAGGACACGCUUCAGGCUGAUGUUGACCGACGUGCGCGUCUAUACCUACUCAUCAUAUUCGGGGCCAUCCUAUUCCCGAACACUUCGGGUUCGCAUUUGAGCUUGAGGUAUCUUCGGUAUAUCGACGAUCUCGCCGAGAUAGGAUGUUAUAGUUGGGGCGCUGCUGUGCUGGGCUACAUGUAUCGAGGAUUAUGCCGAUGUUCUAUGGGCACGAGGGUAGAGGUCCCUGCAUUUUGCUCGCUCCUUCAAAUAUGGGUGUGGACUAGGUUGAGACUUUUUCAGCCCAUACCAGCUCACCCUCCCGCUGACUAUCUUACUGUGCCGAUGCCAUAUGCGCGGAGAUGGUCGCGAGGCGUACGCCGACGUGCGGGGACGCAUCACAGCCUUCUCCCGUUUAGGGAUCAGCUAGACCGCAUGACGGCGCAGUCGGCUUUUAUAUGGACGCCGUAUGAUCAUAUUUUGGAUGAGCUGCCGGCGUUUUGUAGGGCUGGUCAGCACAUGUGGAUGUCGCGGUGUCCAUUGAUACAUAUGGAUAUCGUUGAGUAUCACGCGCCCGACCGCGUGUUACGGCAGUUUGGGUAUGUACAGAAUAUACCCGCGGCUACGGUUUGGGAGCAUGACCACUAUGCGAGGGACGAGCGUGCGGGCGUCGAUGAUGCAUGGCGACUCUAUAUGCAGCAGCAGGUCCAGAGUUGGGAUGUGAGGAUGACGAGCCUAGCGAUGGUCGGACAUGACACUCCGAUCCAUGUGUACAUGGAGUGGUAUAUGCGGAUCACUCGCAUCAUUAUUGGCAACCCCUCUAGGCGUCGUCCAGAUGGCCUGGGAUAUGUAGCUCUCGCAGGAGCGUACGAGGCGUUGGUACGGACCGUUCAGACGAUGCGCUAUGAGAGCACUGCCCGUACGGAGGCCCCCGAGACGGCGGAGUAUGCAGCACGGAUGAUUGAGCUUGCCGAGACUGGUAUGAGACAGGCACAUGACUUUGAGCGUCUCCAUGAGCGUGUUCCCGCUGCCCCACCGCCCACCGUCAUUUCCCAUAGAAAGCAUGUUAUGAACCAGGGUCCGGGUCGAAAGAAGGGAAGGAAGGGAAGCAAGGAUGAUCAUGUCAUAGAGCAUGUACAGAUUAAGAGGAGGAAGGGGGAUGGAAAUGAUGGUGGUGGUGGUGGUGGGGUUAGCCUUAGGCCUAACCGAACUUUAAAGGCUCCCACUUGUGGGACCUGAGAUUGUGAAUGUUGUAAAUAAAGUGUACAUUUUAUG
Messenger RNA from Lycium barbarum (goji berry), 2949 nucleotides. RefSeq names its product serine/threonine-protein phosphatase 7 long form homolog. The record is from RefSeq and is a predicted model, not a curated record. The transcript has 4 exons. Lineage: Eukaryota; Viridiplantae; Streptophyta; Magnoliopsida; Solanales; Solanaceae. The coding region runs from base 1162 to 2913 and encodes 583 amino acids. Gene Ontology annotation, biological process: meristem maintenance; meristem development.